Bubalus bubalis (water buffalo) is the source of this 857-nucleotide messenger RNA. RefSeq names its product BLOC-1 related complex subunit 8 (gene BORCS8). Bases 34 to 393 code for a protein of 119 amino acids. The transcript is spliced from 6 exons. NCBI's taxonomy places the organism in Eukaryota, Metazoa, Chordata, Mammalia, Artiodactyla, Bovidae. The record is from RefSeq and is a predicted model, not a curated record. Gene Ontology annotation, cellular component: BORC complex.
GGUUCCGGUCCUCGGAAUAAGGCCGUGGCUACUAUGGAAGAACCCGAGAUGCAGCUCAAGGGGAAGAAAGUUACUGACAAAUUCACUGAGAGCGUCUACGUCCUGGCCAAUGAGCCAUCUGUGGCCUUGUACCGGCUGCAGGAGCAUGUGCGCCGCUCUCUGCCUGAGUUGGCCCAGCAUAAGGCUGACAUGCAGCGGUGGGAGGAGCAGAGCCAGGGAGCCAUUUACACCGUGGAGUACGCCUGCAGUGCCGUGAAGAACCUUGUCGACAGCAGCGUCUACUUCCGCAGCGUGGAGGGUCUCCUCAAACAAGCCAUCAGCAUCCGGGACCACAUGAACGCCACGGCCCAGGGCCACAGCCCCGAGGAACCACUCCCACCCUCCUCAGCCUGAUCCCAGAAGAGACUUGGAGGUGCUUCGGCCCCUCUGACCCAGGAUCCUGCUUCAGAUGCCACCUCCUUGGGGCUCCCCUGAAGCCCUGGGGGCAUCUCAGAGCUCAUCUUGACCCUCAUCUCUACUCCCCUAGCCUGACCAAAGCUGGACUCUUUGACACAACCUUGUGGGACUUGGUGGGGACCGAAGACCAAGCAAGUGUGGCCGGCACAUCCCUCCUGUCUCUGGGCCAGCUAUGAACGUUCUGAGACGAGACUUUGCUGCCCUUGGAUUCUUACCCGCCCCUCACUGGCCCUAGCCCUGGACAUGGACAUGGCCAUGGCUCCUUGGACCAAUAACUGCUGCCACGACCACACACCUGCUGUGUGUCCAGCUCUGUGCCGGGUACCUCACAGUGGUCAUCUUUCAUCCUCAGACAGCCCUGUAAGGGAGAUGUCACCCCAAAUACAGAUGGGAUAAGAGAG